This is a messenger RNA of Psammomys obesus (fat sand rat), 975 nucleotides long. RefSeq names its product equatorin (gene Eqtn). Bases 1 to 975 code for a protein of 324 amino acids. Gene Ontology annotation, cellular component: plasma membrane. NCBI's taxonomy places the organism in Eukaryota, Metazoa, Chordata, Mammalia, Rodentia, Muridae. The transcript is spliced from 8 exons. Gene Ontology annotation, biological process: acrosomal vesicle exocytosis; fusion of sperm to egg plasma membrane involved in single fertilization; endocytosis. The record is from RefSeq and is a predicted model, not a curated record.
AUGGAUUUUGUGUUGUUGAUAUUUUUAUCUGGGGUUUUCCUUUCAGACAUUAGCAAUCUGCAGUCUAUUGCAGAACAGGACAGUGAUGAGAUAAUACCUUCGUAUGAAGAACAGUUUUACUCAGACGAUGCUACCACAGCUAAUAAUGUCCCUGUUCGUGAAGAAGACAAACCCGUUGUGCAAAAACCAGAAGUGAAUGAAGAUGAAGCUCCUGCCAAUGAGAAAACUGGCAAUUACUAUAAAGAUAUAAAACAUUAUGUGUUUACCACCCACAGUACACUUGGCUCGGAAUCGGAACUGUCUGUGACUGCCACAACUGAAGUUUCUGUAAAGGCCUAUAAACUCACCAGUGCCACUGCAGCUGAAGAAAAAUAUAUCAAACGCACUAGUAAGGAUAUGCAAAGGUCAACUCCCAAUGUGCCUGCAUUUUGGACAAUGUUAGCUAAAGCUAUAACUGGAAACGCACAGCCCUUCGAUGAGAAAGACCAAUUAUUUAGAGCAGUUCCAAGCUCUGAUUUCAACACUACCAAUGGAGACAAACUGUCAGAGCUAGAGGAAAUCAAGCUCAAAUUAAUGCUGGGGAUCUCAUUGCUGACCCUUAUCCUCUUAAUUCCCCUCUUGAUAUUUUGUUGUGCCACACUCUGCAAACUAAGAAAACUAAGUGAAAAAAAUUAUGAUAAUCAAUACUCCAUCAACCCAGAGCUGGCAAAUAUGUCUUAUUUCCAUCCAUCAGAAGGUGUAUCAGACACAUCUUUUUCAAAAAGUGCAGAGAGCAGCUUAUAUUGGGGCAACGCUCCUUCAGACAUGAGACACCCAAGCACCAGAAAGUCAAGAUCUAAAUCUAUGGAUUUUUCUUCAAGCUACAAUCAAGGAACCUUAAAUGAGGAGGAGAUGAAUGAGCAAACUUUCAACGAGAAUAAUGAAUAUACUGAGUCAGGCAUGGUUGAGGAGGAAUCACAAUCACUGACUAAAUAA